AUGAAGCCGUCUAUCCUCUCACUCCUCUCGGUGUCUUCAGCAUUGGUUUCUCCCUCGUCCAGCGCCCCAGAAUGGCAGUUCAACCUCAAAGCUCAGUCGUCCGGCAUCGUCGCCCUCGAGUCGGUGAUCGUCAACCCCAACCUUGCGCUCUGGUUCGACCGUCCAUCCAACGACCCUCUCCAGAUCGACAACCACUCCGCAUGGGGCGCUCUUUUCAAUCUCCAGACGGCCGAGGUCACGGCCUUGAACGUCAUCACCAACUCCUUCUGUGGUAGCGGUGCUUUCCUGAGCAACGGCACGAUGGUUAGCAUUGGUGGAGACCAGAUGGGAUUUCCCGGGAACCCAAUCAUCAAGCCCGGGACUCAGGCAAUCCGUCUCUUCGAUCCAUGCGCAUCGCUCACGGGAGAGGGAUGCACUCUCUUCGAGGAUCCUAACCUCAUUCUAAUCGAGAAGCGGUGGUACCCCUCGACUGCGCGCAUCUUCGACGGCAGUCUCAUCAUCGUCGGGGGUAUGCACGAGGAGGCGGCUUUCUACAACAUUGAUCCGGCCAACAGCUUCGAGUUCUUCCCUCGUAAGGAGCAGACCGCCCGCCCGUCUGCUUUCCUGGAACGGAGUCUGCCUACGAACCUGUUCCCUCGCAUUCUCGCCUUGCCCGAUGGCUCCGUCUUUAUGGUGGCCAACAACCAGUCGAUCAUAUAUGACGUCGAGACCGACACGGAGACCAUUCUCCCUGAUAGCCCGAAUGGCGUCCGCGUCUCCAACCCGACAGACGGCUCUGCCAUCCUUCUACCCCUCUCCCCACCCGACUUCACUCCCGAGGUCCCAGUAUGCGGGGGCUCAAACAUGGAUGACCGUACCCCCGAACAGAACCUUUCCAGCCAACACCCCGCAAGUUCCCAGUGCUACCGAAUCACCCUCACACCCGAGGGUAUUGCCAAGGGCUGGGAGAUCGAGCACAUGCUCACGAACCGCACCCUGCACGAGCUCGUUCACCUCCCCAACGGCCAGAUCCUCAUCGCGAACGGCGCGGCGACCGGCUUCGCCGGUAUCGGGGGCGUCGCGGACCCUGUCGGGACGUCCGACUCGGAUCACGCCGUGCUCGUGCCCGAUCUCUACACGCCGUCCGCACACCAAGGGAGGCAGUUCAGCAACGACGGCAUGCCAAGUUCAGGGAUCGCGCGCGUGUACCACUCCAGCAUCACCCUGACGCCGCAGGGCAACUUCCUCAUCGCAGGGAGCAACCCGAACGGGGGGAGCAACUCCACUGGACCAGGCAUCAAGUUCCCGAGAGAGUUCAGGGUGCAAACGCUCGACCCCCCGUUCAGGUUCGUUGAACGACCGAAGAUUCUUAGCGCUCCCCAGAAGCUCGCAUUCGGCAGCAGCGUCACUGUCCCGGUGUCUAUCCCGGACUCUCUCGGUCAUGACACUGCCAAGAUCCAAGCAUCGCUCAUGGACCUUGGGUUCUCCACCCAUGGCUUCCACACCGGUGCACGGCUUGUCUUCAUGAACGCCACCAUCUCAGAGGACAAGAAGUCGCUGACUUUUGCCACGCCUCCGCGUGGUCGGGUUUUCUCGCCUGGCCCUGCCACCGUCUUCUUGACUAUGGACGACGUGUCCAAUGAGGGUGCCUCGGUGAUGAUGGGUAGUGGGAACUCUCCUCCGACUCUGGAGUGA
Molecule: messenger RNA, 1674 nt
Organism: Dichomitus squalens LYAD-421 SS1
Lineage: Eukaryota; Fungi; Basidiomycota; Agaricomycetes; Polyporales; Polyporaceae
Exons: 4
Coding region: 1-1674 (557 amino acids)
Source: RefSeq, a predicted model, not a curated record